UGAUGUGACAACAAUUAACUAUAUAUACUCGAUAAGACUUAACGAUAUCAGUCAGUUCUUGUGGUUUAGUUUAGUUUAUAAUGUCAAAUAUGAGGCUGAUACUAGCAACCCUGCUGGUGGGAAUCUGCUCAGCUGCCCGUUUAGACAACACAUACCUUCCACCAGGUGCGAAAGGGGCAGGGGGUGGACCAGGCUUGACUGCGCCAUUUGGGCCUGGAGGUGGUGGAAGUAGGCCUGGAGGAGGAGGAGGAGGAGGAGGCGGUGGAGGCGGCGGCGGCGGAGGAGGAGGUGGAGGUGGUGGCGGCGGCAACGGUAACGGUGACGUCAUCCCAAUUAUUUCACAAGAAAACGUCCCCAACAAUGGCGAUGGAAGUUAUAAAUGGAGCUACGAAACAGGCAACGGCAUCAAAGCUCAAGAAGAAGGAGAGCUCAAACCCGGCGGUGAAGAAGGAAUCCAAUCCGCAGUAGGUUCCUACUCAUACACAGCCCCUGAUGGAACGGAAAUCAAAAUAGAAUACACUGCUGACGAAAACGGUUUCGUACCAGUCGGUGAUCACCUCCCCACACCACCCCCAAUCCCACCAGAGAUCCAAAAGCUUUUGGACGAUAUCGCCGCCGAAGGAGCUAAUGGUGGUGGAAAUGGAAAUGGAAAUGGUGGUGGAUAUCCAGGCGGUAAUGGUGGAGGUAAUGGCGGUGGAAAUGGUGGAGGUAAUGGAGGAGGAAAUGGAAAUGGAUACCGUUAUUAGAAGCAUCCAAUCAGAACCGACGCGCCAGUUACCUUAUCCCAAUCGAGCAACUUUAUUAUAUAAGAAUAUUUAUUUAAGCAUUCUGCCAAUGUAUAUAUUCAUAGAGAAUCAUUCAUAUUAUAUAAUGUCCUUUCAUUUGGGCGUAAAUAAUAAAAUAUAAAUAUAAAGUGUAAUUAAAAAAUCAGUUUUAUUUUAAACCAGCCAAAAUUAGCUUAGGAGUUUUUGUUUAAACGAACUUUCUAUCCGCAUAUGAGUAAAAAAUGCACAAAACAUCUAUGAAAUAAGAACUUAACUAGUGUUAUUGGUGUAAUAUGAGUGCAUUUUUGCCAUAUCCCAUAGAUCCUCAGUUCUGUUCCUCAUUAAGGCUCUAAAAGUUCAUUCUAAUUUGAACACUUGCUAACUUUGCCAGCAAAUGCUUGUCAUUUGCCGCAUUCUUAUCCAGUCUUCAUAUUUUUAAAACUAAACCACCUUCUUGGAUGAUAUUUCCUACAGUAGAAUAUUUUGACAAUAAAGACCAUAACAAUCUAAUAGAAAACUUAUGAGCAAAUGAUUCAAAACAUUAACCAACUAAACCAUUUCAACUUAAGAUCUAACCUCAAUUUUUAAGUUAGCUUUUAGGACUUAUCCAUGCAUCUCACAUGGUACUUAUACGAAACCAUUAAGUAAAACAGGAUUUAUAUGUGCUUUAACUCGACGUAAAAAUCACUUAUUAACAUCACCUUAGCUCCAAAGAGACCGUUUAACUAUUUAAGGCCUUUAAGCUUUUUUGUGCUUGUUACAAGUAUUAAUUUUUUGUCUUUAACAAGAAAAUUAAAGCUAAUAACGAAUUACCUCAAAUUUAAUCUAACAUCUUUUUUAUUGCCACAAGUGUGACAAACCAGUCAUCACUCCAAUUUUUCUCAAUGUCAGGUUAACCCAUUCUGUUGAACGGCACGUUAACCCAUUCUGUUGAACGGCACCUGGCUGAAGUAACCAUAUAACGCGCUGGUGCGUGAUAUUCAGCAAAUGUGUUAAUAGCGUCCUAGGUCUUCUGGUUCCCAGUCUCCAUUCGCGUCUAUUGACGCAGCCUCCUGGUCCAUCUCUCUCUCUCUGGCAUUGCUUGUUGGACUCCAUCAAGCCAUGUUGUUGUCGGUCUUCAUCGUUUCUUUGGCUGCCAAUCCAAUAUUAACUAUGGUAGGGAUGGUCUGUCAUUCUUUGUACCAUGUCUGUAGCAAAUAAGCUGUAUUUCUUCUAUGAUGGUGGUGGUUCUGUCCAUGAUUUGUCUUAUUCUUUCAUUUAUUACGUGAACCAUAUACCUGCUGUCCUGCGCGAAAAUAUCCAUUCCAAAGGAGUUUUUUUUGUUCUCUUAGUAAGAUGCCAGGUUUCGUAUCCAUAAACUUCAACUCUUUUGAAAAUACUAUUAUAAUAUAGUUGUAUUUUAUACUGUUUACAGAGUACAAAAACAUACUGUUUUUGAACAGAGUAGUGAGUUUAGUGCACCUUUUAUAUGCUUUAUUCCUUUUUACGAUUCGAUCUCCAAAUUCUGUUUCAUGGUGUACAUUUUUCAUUAAUCAGUUUAAAAAUAAAUUCACUGGUUAUACCUUGACUGAGCUUAUUAACUGUCAUAACUAAAAGAUCAGGAUAAAGCUCUAUAUAGCAGCAGACAUAUUAUGAAAAUAUUUAUUUACCUUAUUCUUAUUAAAAGUAAAUCAUUCACUUUUAGCUUUAUUUUGUUAUUAGAAAAAUGUCUUGUAGCAAAUUCAUCUUAGAAAUGACUUUGUUGUAUUACAAAGAAAAACUUUGAGUCCAACUGUAAUGACUGGUUUCUAAUAAGAACUUUUUCCAAAUAUUGUAUAUUUAGGAAUUAAAAAUACUAUUGUAAUUAUUUGUUUAACUCAAAUAAUUUAUUUUCAAUUAACUGAAAUUUUAGUUUGUAGACUUUUAAAAGUAUUGUGUAAUACUAAUAUAUUUACGCCUAAAAUCAUUAUCAAUCCAAAAAGGAUAUUUUACAUCUGUUUUAAAUGUAUGUUCUCCUUUUUUUGGAUUGAUGAUGAAAAUGUUACCAAAAUAUUUAUUUUCAAUUAUUGUAAAUGAUAAACAUGGCUGACGACUAUGCUAGAACAAGGCUAAUUGAUCGAUAUUAUGAUUUUUUUUAUAUUAUGUACUUUAAUUCGUGUGAUUGUCUCGUUUCACUAUUUAUUGUUAACUGAGUGAAAUAUGUUGCUAUUGCUACAUUUAUUGGUUGUGCACUUUAAGUUAUAUAUUAUGCAAUUUUUGUCAACGCAUUAUAUGUUUUGUCUUAAAA
This is a messenger RNA of Diabrotica virgifera virgifera (western corn rootworm), 3030 nucleotides long. Its product is annotated as endocuticle structural glycoprotein ABD-4-like. The record is from RefSeq and is a predicted model, not a curated record. NCBI's taxonomy places the organism in Eukaryota, Metazoa, Arthropoda, Insecta, Coleoptera, Chrysomelidae. Gene Ontology annotation, cellular component: chitin-based extracellular matrix. Gene Ontology annotation, molecular function: structural constituent of chitin-based larval cuticle. The coding region runs from base 81 to 746 and encodes 221 amino acids. The transcript has 5 exons.